GUCAAACGUAACAUAAAUUAAAGAGUUCACAACGCUCUUGCUUGGGCGUUGGGUGGGGGCUUUUACCUCUCUACUCUGUUGUUCUUCGUUCCCCGUUUUCCCUCUUCUUAUCCCCCGUUCACAAAUUCUUCUCGCCCACACAAACAGAAACCUCUCACAGAUCAACAGUGUCUAUAAACCACAAUUAAACCCCCGAAUCUGCAGAUUUUUCAGUGUGAGGAACAGAAAGAGGAGCUUUGGCAAUCAGUUUUCUUGGGCGGGCUAGGAGGAGGAGGAGGAGGAGCCCGGAGGCUAUGCGACUUUGCUGGUGGGAGCUGCAGCGGUUACGGCGGGGCGGUCCAUCCAAUGUGGCGGGGCAAUCAGGUCUUUGAUGGCCGUUCUGCAAAUGACUUGGCAGCCAAGCCUUCUCAAACACAAGCGAAAAUCAUGUCCUCCCGUAGGACUCAGAAACCUUGGCAAUACCUGUUAUCUCAAUUCCGUCCUCCAGUGCCUCACCUACACCCCUCCACUCGCUAAUUUCUGUCUCCAAUCCUUUCAUUCCACCUCGUGUGAUGCGGCGCGUGAGAAGAAGAGCGACUGUCCAUUUUGUAUUUUAGAAAAGCGAAUUGUACGGUCUUUGAGUUCAGAUUUGACAUUGGACAGUCCCUUAAAGAUUAGUAGCUGUUUGAGAAUUUUCGCACAGCAUUUUAGAAUUGGGAUGCAGGAGGAUGCCCAUGAGUUUUUGCGGUAUGUGAUAGACGCCUGUCAUAACACAUGUUUGCGUUUGAAGAAGUUGCAACGGCAGAGAAAGAAGGCUGGGAUUAGGAGUGCUGUAGGUGGGGAUGAGAAUGAGAGUACUAUAGUUCAGCAAAUUUUUGGAGGUGCUUUGCAGAACCAGGUCAAAUGCCUGUCAUGCGGAGCUGAGUCAAAUAAGGUUGAUGAGAUCAUGGAUAUUAGUCUUGAUGUUUUGCACAGUAGUUCUCUGAAAGAUUCUCUACAGAAGUUCUUUGAACCAGAAAUUUUGGAUGGUAAUAAUAAGUACAAGUGUGAUAAGUGUAAUAAAUUGGUGGCAGCACGGAAACAGAUGUCAUUACUUCAAGCGCCAAACGUUCUUGUGAUUCAACUCAAGAGGUUUGAAGGUAUAUUUGGUGGUAAGGUUGACAAGCUUAUUAAUUUUGAGGAGGUUUUAGUGCUCUCAAGCUACUUAACUAAAGCAAACCAGGAUCCACAUCCUGAGUACAAGCUCUUCGGUACCAUUGUGCAUUCAGGAUUCUCACCAGAUUCAGGACAUUAUUAUGCAUACAUUAAGGAUGCAAUGGGCUGUUGGUACUGCUGUAAUGAUUCUUAUGUGUCACAUUCAAGCCUGCAAGAAGUUCUCUCUGAGAAGGUUUAUAUUUUGUUUUUCUCUCGAGCUAAACAUAGGCCCCCACCUGCCAAGAAAUGUUUGCCAUACAAUGGAACGAAUGGAUCCAAAAAUAAUGAAUCCAAUGGCAUCUGGAAAUCUGAAAUUUCUGACGUCCAUUUAGCAAAAGCUGGAAAUAAUAAGGAGUUUUCUGCUCACCAGCCAGAGAUGAAUAACUUAGCUUCUCAUGAAGUUCAUAAAGGUCCAAGCGUCUUUGAAAAAGUAAGCAUUAAAAAGUCACUCACUCCAGGAAAUAUUAAAAUUGUUGUCCAUCCACGAGAAUCUGGAAAUAUAAAUGGUGCUCAAAGGGGCUCGACUUAUAUACCUAAAGAGGCAAUGUCAUCAGCAGUUAGAAAUGGUUUUAGUAGAAAGAUUGCCAAUGGAAAGACAACAGGAUCACCUUCCUUAGCCAAUGGUAAUGGUUAUGUCCAGACUGUUACACCCGAUAUCUUAGAGGGUGGUCCCUGCAAAGACAAUGGUCAUGGUAAUGGUAAUGGUAAAGAGACUUCUGACAAAAAGGAGUUGGUCCAUGGUAAUGUGAAAAUCUUGUGUACUGACCCAAGUCAGAAGAGAAAACCACCAGAACCAUGUAAAGAGACUUGUGACAAAAAGGAGUUGGUCCAUGGUAAUGUGAAAAUCUUGUGUACUGACCCAAGUCAGAAGAGAAAAUCACCAGAACCAAGUAUCCUGCCAUCAGGAGAGUCUCACCUUUCAUUUAAACUGGAAGCAUUGAAAAAAGAACUGAUGAAAGAAGCUUCAUCUAUGCUGCGAUCAUGUGGUUGGACUGAAGAUGUCUAUGCUUUCAUGCACACCAAGAAAAAGAUGCGCAUAGGAGGCAGCAAUCAGACAUCAGAUUAUGAUGAGGAGAAGAAGUUGUUGAUCGAAGAUGCAAAAUCAACUUUUAGUUCAAAAGCUCCUGCAUCAUUGAUUAAGAGUAUUAUUGAACGCCUGAGAUCUUUUUACCAAGACAAACAAUACACAACCACUACAUGAGCACUUGAAUGGAAUGACGAGAUUGCACUUCCAUUUUACAUGUAGAGCAUAAUAGUCUCAUCAUUGGCAGUACGCAUGGCUGGGAAAUAGCUAGGGAUAGCGAAGGAGAUGGCAGUGAAAGGUGAAUUUUAAUUUGGUUAGCUCUUUUCUUUUAAUUACUUUGCUACUGAAUGAGUCAUAGCAGACAACAAAUGGCGAAAGUUUGUAAUGCUAAAAAUUGGUUCGUACUGUAUGAGGAAGCAUUAGGGUGGUGGACGGCAGAGUGAGAAGUAGUUCUGUGUAUUAUACCGUGAUUUAUAGUCUAGCAUACUGUUUUUUGACCUUAUAUCAGUUUUUCCAUAGAUUUAUUAUGCGGAUGUACUAAUGGAUCUAAAGUUGAGGUUAUUUGCUAGCUAAAAUAGUCAGAUUAAUGAAUUGUGUACUUGUAACUUCA
This is a messenger RNA of Cuscuta epithymum, 2807 nucleotides long. The record is from the annotation of a GenBank genome assembly. NCBI's taxonomy places the organism in Eukaryota, Viridiplantae, Streptophyta, Magnoliopsida, Solanales, Convolvulaceae.